This is a messenger RNA of Alosa alosa (allis shad), 2048 nucleotides long. RefSeq names its product collagen alpha-1(XIX) chain. The record is from RefSeq and is a predicted model, not a curated record. NCBI's taxonomy places the organism in Eukaryota, Metazoa, Chordata, Actinopteri, Clupeiformes, Clupeidae. The transcript is spliced from 29 exons. The coding region runs from base 167 to 2029 and encodes 620 amino acids.
GGGUCAGUCAGUGGGACUAAUAAGGAGUAGGAUCCUGCGUGUGAUCCCAUUCUCACUUUUUUAUUUCCAAGUGAACUUUGGAAUAGCAUAUUACGAUAACAUGUGGUCACAAAACCCUUAAAGGAUUGUUUUUUUUUCUGUGAUUCGGAGGAAAGUUCCGCGGCAGAUGUUUCCAAGAAGUCUUUUCCUACCCUUGGUGGAGGACAUGACUAACCUCCUGAAAUGGACUGUCUUCCUAUGGAUUGUAAAUACCAUUCCUUUGAGCUGUGGAAUGGCAGUAAAUGAACGAAUUGAUCAUUCUUGUCCUCCCUUGAAGCUGGAGGAGAGCAGGUUUGCAUCAAGUAUGACUGAAACGCAUGAAUUCACAGGAUUUGAUCUAGCUGAGAAGUUCCUGUUAAGAAAAGUUGUCGAGGACAGAGCAAUGUUUCGCCUGGGCAGCAAGCCUCUCAUUAAGCCCACAGAAUUGGUUUUUCCGAAUGGACUGCCAAGUGAAUUCUCCAUUGUUGCCACAUUCCGGCUCCGGAAAACCACAAAGAAAGAUCGCUGGUAUCUCUGGCAGAUAUUUGAUCAGUCGGGGACCAGUCAGGUGUCUAUCGUAGUGGAUGGUGCCAAGAAAGUGGUGGAGUUCUCGUCCCUGGGCCUCCUGAAGAACAGCCUCCAUCACACCUUCAAGAGCCGCGACUUGCACGCCCUGUUCGACCGGCAGUGGCACACGCUCGGUGUGGCCGUGCAGACCAGCAUCGUGUCCAUCUUCCUGGACUGCAAGCUGAUCGAGCGGAGGCAGCUGGACGAGCGAGAUUCCACGGACAUGCGCGGGCGCACCCUCAUCACCACGCGUGUAGAGGACGGCAGGCCGGUGGACAUUGAACUGCAGCAAAUCUUAAUCUUCUGCGAUCCUCAACUGGCAGAGAUGGUAAACUGCUGCGAGGCCCCUGGGUCCACGUGUUCGCCCAAGGAGGUGCCGGCUGUUACGCGUCCUCCCACGGUCACGGGCUACCUUCCCAGAAUGCUCUCGCAGCCCAUGCUCCAGUCCGGCGACAAGUGCCAGUGCUCUGCGGAGAAGGGAGAUCCGGGCUUGCCAGGAUUGGCAGGACUUCCAGGACAAAAAGGAGAUAAAGGCGACAGGGGCGAGACUGGAGAGGAUGGAUACCCAGGAAACCCUGGCAUGAAGGGGGAUAAAGGUUCUCAAGGUUUCCCUGGUUUGGAUGGCUUGCCUGGGAGUAAGGGCGAGGUGGGGUCAGAUGGAGCGAAAGGAAGCGUUGGAGAAAAGGGGGAGAAGGGAGACUUCGGGGAGCGUGGGAACGACGGCAUUCCUGGAAUAAAUGGAUUGAAAGGUGACCCAGGAGCUGCAGGUGCACCUGGCCUCAAAGGUGAAAAAGGGGACAUUGGCCCACCUGGUCCUGCAGCCUCAUUGACUGAAAUGAGAGGUCUGAAGGGAGAUCAGGGGUUACCGGGUCCUGCAGGGGAGAAGGGGGAGACCGGGGUGUCGGGUCAGCCUGGAACGCCGGGCAAGGAGGGCAAAAGGGGCCGUCGAGGAAAACCGGGAGAUCCAGGGAAGCCAGGGCCCCCAGGUCCCGCAGGGUCCGGCGAAGGGGCAGACACCAAGGGAGAUAAAGGUGACUCAGGAGCCUCAGGGGAGCCAGGAGUGAAAGGAGAAAAGGGUGAUGCGGGUCAGCCUGGUGAGGUGGGAGCCGGUGGCAUAAAGGGAGAGAAGGGUGAAGCUGGCCCAAGGGGACCACCUGGUCCUGUGAUGACAGCUCAUGGUCUGAGGCACCUCGCUGGACCUGGGGAAGAGGGUGAAAAGGGGCAGAAAGGCGAGAAGGGAGAUCAGGGAGAAAGAGGAAUCCAAGGACCCCAAGGCUUGAAGGGCUCCAUGGGAUUGCCAGGUCCACAGGGCCUCCUGGGUCCAGAGGGCAAGGAGGGUCCAGCAGGCACUGUCGGACUCCCUGGUGUUCCGGGAGAAGUGGGCUCACCGGGGGAACCGGGAGAACGGGGGAAAGAAGGCCCCAAAGGAGAAAAGGUAGUCUAAAAUGAUGCCCGACCAAAAC